UGUAUGACUCAUUUUUCUUAAUCUCAUUUGUUCCAGGCAAUAUUUCGCAAAGCAAGAAGCCUUCAUCUUGAUGUCAUAACAGAAGGCAUUGAGAAGAAAAUAGUACGUAUGCUCAUAUCCACUGCUCUCUUACCAGCUGACAGAAUAGAAGAGGCAUUUGAAGAGGUUAAGAAUCUUGCGAAAGAAAAAGGGCUAGAGAACAAAAUGGAUUCUUUUUUCAGUUACUUCGAAACAUUUUGGAUUGGAAAGAUUACACCUGCUUCCUUUUCGGUUUUCGGUGCUCAAAAUCGCACAAAUAAUGUCCAAGAAGGAUUUCAUCGAGCUCUGAAUGGACUCAUUGAUUCAAGAAGACCUGAUGUAUGGGAUUUGCUCUCAUGCCUUUUAGACCUCUUGAGUGAUGGCAAUGAUCUUCACGAUCAACUGGAAUGUGGCGUAAUAUCUGCGGCACCAAGAAGAGGAAAAUGGCUGUUGCAGGAUCAUAUUGUGAAAUCAAAACAAAAAUUAGUCGCCUCGGGAGCCUGCACAUUGCUCGAAUUUAUGUCAGCCAUGUCCUACAGAGUUGGGCAGUGCGUACAAAUGCGCAAAAAGAGGAACACCGUAACCCUCGAUGAGAAUGAUAUGGGGCCACUAGAUGCCCCCGCUGAAAGUGAUCUUGACGAAUCAGAAAAUUCCGAAGGAGAGGAAAGUGAAGACGCAGAUGAAGCUGCUGAUGAAGAGGAAGAAGAAGAUCACGAAGAGCAAGAUGUUGAAGAUGAUGAUGAUGACGAUAAUGAUGAUGAUGAUGAUGAUGAUGAUGAUGAUGAUGAUGAUGAUGAUGAUGAUGGUAAUGAUGAUGGUGAUGAUGAAGAGGGAGGAGGUGCUGAACCUGAAGAAGAAGAUGGAGAUGCCGAAGAAGAAGGAUUGGAAGAAGAUGAUUUCGAAAGUGAAGCAGAUUAUGCACAAAACAGUGAAGGAGAAUAUGAUGAAAGUGAAGAAGAUGAAGUAUCAAACUCCCGUAGAGGCUUAUUUCUUCGUUCUGGAAGGAUUAUUGGUGCAGAUACUCGAACACCGUUACCAUUAGCACCAGCAUCUUUAGCUACUAUUUCUGCGCCCAUGGCUCUUGUACCAUCUGCACCAGUACCGUCAGCACCUGUACCAUCUGAACUUGAACCUCCAGUACCUGCACCCUCUUUACCUGAACCUCCAGUACCCGCACCCCCUUUACCUGAACCUCCAUUACCUGGACCAUCUGCAUUUGGGCUUUCCACGUUUGGAUCUUCAAGGCCCAGAUCCACCCUAAGUGGACCCUCCGCGCUUGCACCUCGCCAGAGUAGAAGAUUACAAGGUUCUCGAAUCGUUUCCUCAACUACGACUACACCUGCACAAGUACCUUCACCCUCUGCAUCUGUGCCUGGACCCUCUGGAAUUGCGCCUGGACCCUCUGGAAUUGCGCCUGGACCCUCUGGAACUGCACUCCGUCAGAGUAGGAGGAUACAAGAAGCUCAGCAACGAGUACGCCAGGUUCCGCAAUUCGUACCUCAAAAUGGGCCGCGGAUGAGACAAAGGACUCGAGCAAUUUUACAAGCUGCUGCUAACUCUCAGUCUGCUGAACAAGAAGUUCUAGAAGCAUUUGAGAGAGGAAAUAUUGCAAAUGAUGAUCCUCGCAUAGUGGAAGGUGUGGCUAACCUCUAUGCAGAGUAUCAGCGAUUUUUCCCACAACCUAUUGAUACCUCAGACUCGGAUGAUGAUGCACCUUCAGUUUAUCAGAACACUGCUACACUGAAUGCUCAAAAGAUUCCAAAUCUUCCAGACUGGAGCAUCGGCUCCGUGAUUUACAAUGAGGGAACCAGAUGGAGCCAAGCCGACUCCAUAAAACAACAAACGAUGCUCCGGCAGGGCUUCGCAGGGCCGCAAGAGGAAAUUCGCCCCUCUGUAGAAGGAGGGCUGAACUGUUUGGUCUGCAUGGAAAACCUGGCGACGAGGUUGACAGUUCCAUGCGGUCACAUAACACAUUGUGUUAUGUGCGCAUGGAUCGAAGUGUCAAUGCCUUGUCGUUCAGGUGUUUCAGGCAGACCAAAACCGGCAUACUGUUGCAAAUGCAGGACGAUUGCGCAACGGUAUGUCCGGGUAUUUAUGUAAAUAGUUUUCUGAUGGUAUUUUUGUAUUUUUCCUUAUCGUAUUUUGUCUGUAUAUUUCUUUGUAUAUUAUUGUAUUAUUAUUUUUUAUGUCCAUUU
Bemisia tabaci is the source of this 2213-nucleotide messenger RNA. The record is from RefSeq and is a predicted model, not a curated record. NCBI's taxonomy places the organism in Eukaryota, Metazoa, Arthropoda, Insecta, Hemiptera, Aleyrodidae.